AGUAGCUCUGCAGAAUAACAGAACAGCCACACCUUCCAAGAGGGAGACUCGCAUCAGAACUCCACUUUCAGAACAAAGAAGGACGCGUAAAGCGCAGUCGAGUGGUUCAAGCAAUGUAUACCCCAGUGAAGUUAGGUUGAUAUUGAAUAUUGGCUAUUCGGGUGGAUACUCAACAGUUUCUGCUCCCCCUGCUUGUCUAAACCUGGCCUCAGUCCCAAACCCCGCCUCUUAGAGCUUUACACAAUUCCAAGAAAUCAGCGCAGUGAAGUUUCUGUUGUGAACUUGUCAGUCUCUCUGUCUCACUGCAGCAAGAAUGGCUUCAAACUUGUGGUCAGAGGAGCACUUGAACUGUCCAGUGUGUAAGGAGCUAUUGAAGGAUCCAGUCACUAUUCCAUGUGGACACAGUUACUGUAUGGGGUGUAUUAAGAACUGCUGGGAUCAGACUGAUCAUACAGGUGUCUACAGCUGCCCCCAGUGCAGAAAGACCUUUACCCCAAGGCCUGAUCUGUGCAGAAACACCAUGCUUGCUGAAGUUGUGGAGAAAUUAAAGAAGACAGGACUCAAUCCUCCUCCUGCUCAAAGUUAUGCUGGACCUGGAGAUGUGUCGUGUGAUGUCUGCACUGGGAGAAAGUUCAAAGCUGUUAAAUCCUGUUUGACGUGCCUGGCCUCUUACUGUGAAACACACGUCAAGCCACACAGUGAGGUUACUCCAUUAACGAGGCACAAGCUGAUCAAUGCCAUUGGAAAUCUGGAGCAGAAGCUCUGUCCUGAACACCAGAAGUUUUUGGAGGUCUUCUGCAGAACCGAUCAGACGUGUAUUUGCUUGUUGUGUACAGACGAGGAUCACAAGAGCCAUGAUACAGUCUCAGGUGAUGCAGAAAGGAUUGUGAAACAGAAGCAGCUGGGAGAGACACAGACAGAAAUACAACAGAGAAUCCAGGAGAGACUGAAAGAAAUUGAGGGGCUGAAACAGGCUGUGGAGUCACUGAAAAGAUCUGCAUGCAUAGAAAUAAAGGAAAGUGAGAAGAUCUUUAAUGAGGUGAUCCGAUCCAUUGAGAAGAUCCACACUGAGGUUAUUGAGCUGAUUGGAGCUAACGAGAAAGCUGCAGUGAAUCAGGCUGAAGGACGCAUGAAGAAACUGGAGCAGGAGAUUGCUGAGCUAAAGAGGAGAAACACUGAGCUGAAACAGCUUUCAGAGACAGAGGAUCACAUCCAUUUUCUACAGAAUUUCCAGUCUCUCUGUGCCCCUCCUGAAGCUGGAGGCUUACCCAGUGUUACUGUCAAUACAGGCAUCUCUUUUGGGGCUGUGAGGAAAGCUGUAUCUGAACUUAAAGACCAUAUUGAGGACUUCUGCAAGGGGGAAUUAGUCAAAAUAACCAAAACAGUGAAUAAAGUUGCAGUUUACAGUCUGCAGGCUCCAGAACCAAGGAACAGUGCUGCAUUUUUAAAAUAUUCUUUAUCUAGAUCCACACCUCAAGCAUCAAACAUGAGAGUCAACACAGAAGCACAUGAAAAGAGAGCCCCAGGCAGUUCCCCUGAUUUGAGGAUGGUCCUGGUUGGGAAGAUUGGAGUUGGGAAAAGUGCCUCAGGAAACACCAUCCUGGGCAAAAAGGUGUUUACAUCACAAGCCAGUGACACCUCAGUUACAAAUGUAUGUGAGAAGGGAGAAGGAGAGGUUUCCGGGAGACGUGUUGUUGUGGUCGACACUCCAGCCUUUGGCACAGACCUCUCUCUGGAUGAAGUCACUGAAGAAAAAUGCAUUGCUCUGUCUGCCCCGGGACCCCACGCUAUUCUCCUGGUGAUUGAGAUGGGCCGAUUCACAGGUGAAGACAAGAGAACAGUGGAGACAAUCCUGAGGAGAUACGGAGAGGAAGCUGAGAGAUACACGAUGGUCCUUUUCACCAACUGGGACAAACUAGGAGAGAAGAAAAUUAAGGAGUUCAUUCAGGGAGCCAGCAAGGAGCUCCGGGAGCUUGUUGAGAAGUGUGGGGGCCAUUAUCACGCCUUCAACAACAAGGAAGAGAGUGAUUGCACCCAGGUUUCUGAGCUACUGGAAAAAAUAGACAGGAUGGUGGAAGGUAACAGGGGAAGCCACUACACCAGUGAGAUGAUCACAGGUGAAAAAAAUGAGGAAGAGCAAAGAGCUCAUUUGUGAAGAAAUGGACGUUGAAGAGCAAGCCAAUGAUAAGCCAAGCAAGUCUGAUUCUUUAUCUAGAUCCACACCUCUGGCAUCGAACAUGAGAGACAACACAGG
This is a messenger RNA of Acipenser ruthenus (sterlet), 2254 nucleotides long. RefSeq names its product E3 ubiquitin-protein ligase TRIM47-like. The transcript is spliced from 9 exons. The coding region runs from base 314 to 2155 and encodes 613 amino acids. Gene Ontology annotation, molecular function: zinc ion binding; GTP binding. NCBI's taxonomy places the organism in Eukaryota, Metazoa, Chordata, Actinopteri, Acipenseriformes, Acipenseridae. The record is from RefSeq and is a predicted model, not a curated record.